Messenger RNA from Acyrthosiphon pisum (pea aphid), 1401 nucleotides. RefSeq lists its product as uncharacterized. Bases 1 to 1401 code for a protein of 466 amino acids. The record is from RefSeq and is a predicted model, not a curated record. Lineage: Eukaryota; Metazoa; Arthropoda; Insecta; Hemiptera; Aphididae. The transcript has 3 exons.
AUGGGGCACAUGAAAAUAGUGAGCAAGGAAGAGAGCCAGCCAAGUGCCGCAUUCUAUCUACCACAUCAUCCAGUGAUGAAGUUAUCAAGUCUCACAACUAAGUUACGGGUCGUAUUCGAUGCAUCAGCCAAAAAUGAUUUAGUUACAAUACUGAUGCGAUUCCGUAAACAUCAGGUUGUCAUAAAAGCAGACGUGGAGAAGAUGUUCAGACAAAUAAGGGUAGCUGAAGAAGACCAAGACUGGCAAAGGAUAGUCUGGAGAUCGCAGUCAGAUAAAGCAUUAGAAUUGUAUCGACUUACAACCGUAACUUAUGGCACAACUUCAGCUUCAUUUAUGGCAACUAAUUGUCUUGUCUCACUGUCCGAAGAAGCGAAACAGAAAUACCCAGAAGCGUCAAAAAUCAUACGCCGUGAUUUCUAUAUGGAUGAUUUGAUGACCGGUGCCAGCACAGUUGAUGAGUGCUGCCAGUUACAGAAGCAAAUCGACUCAAUUCUAGAAUCAGCGCACCUUCCCUUGCGCAAAUGGUGUUCGAAUUCAACUGAGGUCUUAGAACGCAUUGGAGAUUCGAGCGACGACCCGUUAUUUGCACUACAGAUUGGUGAAGAUGAAAUAAUCAAGUCAUUGGGGCUUAGCUGGAAGCCAGCUUUGGACGCAUUUCAAUUCAUAGUAGAGCAGAAAGCAUUUAUGGCUAAGUCGACAAAAAGAACGCUAUUAUCUGAUCUAAAUAGAAUCUUUGACCCUCUAGGGUUCCUGGCGCCUGUACUGGUAAGAGGAAAAAUAUUCUUGCAGCAGCUUUGGCAGCUGAAAAUAGAAUGGGACCAACAGCUGCCAGAGGAAUUGUCAAAUAGAUGGUAUACGUUUUACCAAGAGUUUAAUGAUCUAAGUUAUCUACCUAUUCCGAGAAAGUGUAUACCGUACCAAUCUGUAGAAGUUGAAAUCCAUGGGUUUUGCGACGCAUCGGAAGAGGCCUAUGGAUCUGCAAUCUACGUACGAAGUAAGGAUUGUACGGGCUACUGGCACUCCCGAUUACUUUGUGCGAGGACACGCGUCGCGCCAUUAAAAGGCUCGACAAUACCAAGGCUUGAGCUGGGAGGAGCAUUAACACUCACUCAGUUAUCGAUAAAGGUGUCCGAGGCCUUAGAGAUGGAUGUUAAAAAAUUCUACUUAUGGACUGAUUCUAUGGUAGUACUUGGAUGGCUGAACUCACAAACUUGUAGAUUAAAAACAUUCGUGGCCAACCGGGUAGAAGAGAUUCUAGAAACUACGCAGCCAGAGCAAUGGAGGCAUGUCGCAACAAGCGAAAAUCCAGCUGAUAUUCUCUCUCGAGGAACAACGCCGAAUAAUCUUCAGAGCAUGAACCUAUGGUGGCAGGGACCACAUUGGUUAGCGUCAGAACUGUAG